UUCUGCGCUUUGAAUUGUGGGUAAGACAUGUCUGCGCUGUGUCCUCAUCUGGAGGACCACCUUACCCAAAUGUGGUAAACGACUUAUCCAAAUUGUACACAAGGGUCUCGAGUUACAAAACGGCGGACUUUUGUUUAAACAUUAUUUGUGAAGAUGUCGAAAAACACGCAGGAGGAGCGCGUCUCUGGAAAAGCGCUCACAAGAGCAGCGAUUGCUGAGAUGCUGGCGGAGAAUUUCGAGAGGCUGCCUGACAUAGAUCAGAAACUCUUCAUGUAUGGACCCAUGUAUCUGGGGGGAAACGCUGCACUUGCAGGACUGAUAUCUAACAGCUUGUAUCGCAGAGCUCUGAAUGUUAAACAGGCGCCCAUCACCUCCAGCCUGCCGAUGGCCGUGCUGCCCUUCCUGACGACAUUUGCACUGUACAAUGCAGCGGUGUCCAGCCCCCUCAUGUCCGGUGACCUCAACUGUCCCUCCUGUGCCCUGAUGCGAGGCGCACUUGUUGGCGUGGUCGGCGGUGGGGUGUACCCCAUCCUGCUGGCCUUACCUGUGAAUAUUGGCCUCGCGACCAGGUACGCCACAGCACCGACGCCAGAGAAGGGCAACCUGCUUCGGUACUGGGUGGACCUCUCCAGACCGAUCCUGAGGAGAAUGAGGGCAGUGCUGGUGCUCCAAGCCUUCUUCGGUACCUACCUGAGCUCCAGGCACUUUGAAAUGUACACCAAACUGGCCCAGAUAACAUUUGGUCCAGGCGGAGAGGAACUCAAAGACUAAAAUGAAUGAUUAGCAGGGUCUCGUGGUGUUUAUGCUGAUCAAUUCACCAUUUCAUAUAGAAUAUGCCUGAGAUUUAUUCCCCAGAAAUAAAUAAAGUGGGUUACCUCACUUCACAAUUGUGAAACUGAAAGAUUAAUUGCUAAGGGAAAUAACUGUUAGUUGCAGCCCCUUUUACAUGACACUGCUAAAGACAGGGCUGCAACUGACUGCUGAUUCCCUAAUGAAUUUAUCUUUGGUGACUCAUCUUUGAGUUAUGCCUCGAUUGCAGCUGAAAUCUUGUAAUGUGCCUGUCAUGUGGUUGUAUUUGAAUAAAAUGUCAGAGCUCAUUCUUUAUUUGGAAAA
This is a messenger RNA of Micropterus salmoides (largemouth bass), 1113 nucleotides long. It is a transcript of the gene tmem126a, whose product is annotated as transmembrane protein 126A. The transcript has a single exon. Bases 154 to 771 code for a protein of 205 amino acids. Gene Ontology annotation, biological process: mitochondrial respiratory chain complex I assembly. Gene Ontology annotation, cellular component: mitochondrion. NCBI's taxonomy places the organism in Eukaryota, Metazoa, Chordata, Actinopteri, Centrarchiformes, Centrarchidae. The record is from RefSeq and is a predicted model, not a curated record.